Messenger RNA from Cheilinus undulatus (humphead wrasse), 2564 nucleotides. RefSeq names its product UPF0524 protein C3orf70 homolog B. NCBI's taxonomy places the organism in Eukaryota, Metazoa, Chordata, Actinopteri, Labriformes, Labridae. The record is from RefSeq and is a predicted model, not a curated record. The transcript has 2 exons. Bases 325 to 1191 code for a protein of 288 amino acids.
GACGCGAGGGGAGGAUGGAGAGCUGUGUGGAUCACGACCAUGGACGGCUUUCAGUCUAACGCUACACCUCGCUGAUUGUCGUUCUCCCGCUUUUUUUACAGGAUAUGUUUCCAGCUUUUGUGUGAGCAGGGCAGCAGCCUGCUCUGGAUUCACACAUCCAGCACCGCCUUUCUCUCGUGUCUGGUUCCCAGUUGAAAAGCUUCCUGGGCUUCGUGGACCGUGAAACCUCGGCUCUGUCCCUCACGGUUAUGCUUUAGUAUACUCGGACGAAGCUGUGUGUGGGUAUAUUCUUUUUUUUUUUUUUACCAUCCAAGAAAUGUUGGCAUGGCCACCUCGGGAGCACAAAAGUGUCCGAAGAGUGAGAAGUUGGACGAGGCGCAGGCUUUGGCCAAGAGCUGCGCAGGGAGACCAGACUUCCUGCCUUGUGAUGGACUCUCCAUCUGCGCGACGCACAGCCACGGGAAGUGCUUCAAGCUGCACUGGUGCUGCCACUUAGGCUGGUGUCACUGCAAGUACGUGUACCAGCCCAUGACCAACGUGUGCCAGCUGCCCAGCACAGCCGUGCCGCCCGCGGACACCGAGUACAGCAACACCAUGGACCUUUCUGUCUCUCUGGCCGAGCGCUUCCUGAAGCUCGCCCCCUGCUUCCAGUCGCCUCCUCACCUCGAAUCGCCCAAGUACUGUGUCAUCGCUGAUCUCUUUGUGGACGACUACAUCGUCAAACGCAUCAACGGGAAGAUGUGCUACGUACAGCGCCCCCCUCCUCCUUUACCAGAGCCUCCUAACGCUCCGACACCACCCCCGCCUGCUCCCGCUACACCUCAGAGGCCCCAGAAUCCCACCGCUCAGCCUCGGCAACCUUCGAAGCCCGCGCCGCCAGCCCAGCACAUGCCUGCACCUGCGCAGCAGGUGUACAGUGAACAGAAACACCAGUCUCCUGUGGAUAAGGUCAAAGGCCCCAAAAUGGACCACUGCUCCUCUCCUUCCAGCUCCGAGGACUCGGGCAUCAACGCGCUGGGUCUGCACUACCUGGAGUCCUGCGAGGAGGAAAGUGAGGAGGAGGACGACGAGGAGCUGAGUAUGGACGGGAACUCCAGCCCCGGGAGCCUCUGGGACCAGGACGAGUGUUCUUUGCUCUCCCCUUCCAAGUCUAUGAUAGAGAUCAUCGAAAAGAUCGAAACAACUGUGUAACUGAUGCAACAUCCAAGAGGAAACGAGCAGCGAAAGGAGAAUAAUUUUACCGAGGACGAAUCCUGCAGGUGGUGGAGGACUGUACAUCUGCACUCUCACUCAGCCUCUCCUCUGCCCACCAACUCUGCAUGGUGUGAAUUUAUAGGACUUACAAGAGGAGAGAGAGGAAGCACAGGAAUCAAAGCACACGCACAGAGGACCAAAUAGACUUCUUGUACAUGGUUACGACAUGGUGACAAAUCUGACAUACAAAAGGAAUCUAUCACAGGCACAUUUGCAAAGUAAAAGAGACUUUUUCUUCAGGCAUACAUUAACGGAGCUAAAUUCUGUACAAACAAAGAGGCUAUCGGAGCGUUCAGUGGUGAUAAUAAGCAGUUAGGAGAUUCCUCGUGUUCUCCCGUCAUCGAUCCUGCAGUCAGGCUUUAUUCUACUUUAACAUUAAGUGGCCAAUCAAGCUUGCCAUUUCUUGCUCUCUGGCCGCCGGCUCCACCCACACCUAUUAGUAAUUCCGACACUUCAGCGUGACAUCUACAAGGCCAGCUACCUCUCAUGGGCCUAAAGCACAUCAGCCUUUUUACCCGUUAAUUACCCUGCUCCGAGCAGCAGGGACACGGCUGCUUUUAUCACCUUAAUACAAAAGAAUCCAGGCCCACGGUUAGUCUGCACUUUAACACGGACACAGGUAGGUAGCUCAGUGUUUGACAAUCAAGGAUUACACAAAAGCACAUUCCCAUGCUGUACCUGCCAGUGAAGACCAAGGAUGCUCUUAUAUAGCUUCUAAAACCAUGUUUGGACUUGUUCUGACCAGCUUUUUAAAUGGCGCUGCACUGAGUUACAGCGCAGCUCGAGGUUAAAUGAGGCGUUUAGCAAAACAUGACACCAUGCGACCUCCAUUAGCAGAAAUUAAACAGCAUGGACACGUCUCUGGCUGAGCUACAGUGACACUGUCACAGCAGGAACUUGUAGGACACCUAGCAAAGAGGGAGUCUUCCUUCUAUAUAUAGAUAGAAACCUAUAGGAGUAAAAGCUGCAUUGUUGACAGUGAAAUGUUUUGUGUUGCCGGCUGAAAGGGGAGUCUGGGGAAGGUGUGCAGACUCGGAUAGAUUAGUGCGUCACAGUUACUUUGUGUGAUGGGGCAGAAAUGUCACCUGAUGCACCUUUAAAAGGAGAUUACAGUAUGGAUUAGGAUGCUGAGUCGGUGUUGUGGUGUUGUGAUGGACAUGUUAGAAGAAAAGCACUCAAAUACACAAUAUUGCCAAAAGUAUUCGCUCACCUGCCUUGACUCUCAUAUGAACUUAAGUGACAUCCCAUUCUUAAUCCAUAGGGUUUAAUAUGAUGUGGGUCCACCCUUUGCAGCUAUAACAGCUUCAACU